Molecule: messenger RNA, 702 nt
Organism: Aspergillus glaucus CBS 516.65
Lineage: Eukaryota; Fungi; Ascomycota; Eurotiomycetes; Eurotiales; Aspergillaceae
Exons: 3
Coding region: 1-702 (233 amino acids)
Source: RefSeq, a predicted model, not a curated record
AUGACAUCUCAAGAUUCCCUGGCCUACCAUGAGCCAGGAAUCACUACCGUGCUCGACAAGAUCAUCUACUGCGGGCUAAUCGGACAACUUUUCAUCGGGAUGGCCUGGGGCGUCCCUGGGGGAAAUUUUAGUUGGGUUACCUGGGUUUUUUGCUGCUUGUAUGAGGUUGCAAAAGCUGUGCGAUCGAUUCAAGCGAAGAAACUAUAUGUCCACUUCCCAGAGGAGAUGAUGUCGAUGAACUUUGGGUUCGUCGCUCAUAUGUGUCUCUUGGUUGGGAUGGUCGCGGGGGCUACGUAUACCGGGACGUCAGGUCUUUUCGCAGCAUAUCUGGCUGGUGCGAGUAUCACCUGGCUUGAUGAGUUGUUGAUGACAAUCUCCACGGAUUCUUCUACGGAAGGCAUUGGGUUGCAAAACCGCUCGACUCAAGGCACGGGGAACAGUUCUCGAUCGAGCACUACAUCGCAACAGACAGAGUCAACAGUGGCAAUAAAGCAUCCAACAGGAGAAGAAGUUUUUGAACGCCUCUGCAAAGAGCCACUCAAACGAGUCUUGAGCCCGCUCUUCAUAUGUACACUCCUCCCCAAUGCCAACCAAUCCAUCAUACCAACAAAAUGCAGGCAUCGAUCGGCUUCUCAAUUCCCAUUACCAGGAUGUUCCAAGGGGAAGUCGUCUGACGCGGAGUGGUCUAAACUAUCCUCAUGA